Messenger RNA from Symbiodinium necroappetens, 465 nucleotides. Lineage: Eukaryota; Dinophyceae; Suessiales; Symbiodiniaceae. The record is from the annotation of a GenBank genome assembly.
AUGGGGACCGUUAGCAGCGGCUUGACAGAUGGUUUUUCGCGGGCAACCUGCUGCGUCCAGCGCAGAGCUGCUGCCCGAUGCUUGAACCCGCACUUGAAUGUGCAGCUCUUGAAGUGGGAGCAUGAAGGAGCCAAGAUUGAGGAGGUGUGGCUGAUUCGUGACAGCUCUCCAGCACCAGACCUUGUGCCUCAGCUCUCUUCGGAGCCAUCGGAUGCGCGUCUUGCAAUUGUCUACAACAUCUCCGUCGGCUCUUCCGGUCUGAAACCUUUGCGGCUGGACUGGAAGCCUGAAGGUCUAGGCUUCAUGCAGGGCGGCCUUUCCAAAGAAUGCCUCUGUGUCAAAGUGCCUGCAAGCCCGUUGCCGUUGGAGAUGUUGAUUUCGCAUCUUCAAGGCAUCGAGAAGAAGGAGUACGAUCCACAACAUUUCAACUCGCAAGACUUCUGUGACUUGGACCACACACCAUAG